Molecule: messenger RNA, 990 nt
Organism: Neoarthrinium moseri
Lineage: Eukaryota; Fungi; Ascomycota; Sordariomycetes; Amphisphaeriales; Apiosporaceae
Exons: 1
Coding region: 1-990 (329 amino acids)
Molecular function (GO): hydrolase activity
Source: RefSeq, a predicted model, not a curated record
AUGGAUUUAUGCGAGCACAAGUCGGUCAUAACACGUCGGGGCUUUACUUUCUCCUAUUAUGUUUCCAAACCCAACAACGCCGGGCCAACUUUGCUGCUUCAGCAUGGUUUCCCCGAUGAUGCUCGUCUCUGGGACGGAAUAGUAAAGCAUUUGUCGCUAUACCAUCUCAUUAUUCCCGACCUUCUCGGGUACUCGGACACUUCCAAGCCCACAGACCCAACUGCGUACAAUUACGUCGACCAUACCGGCGACAUAGUGGAGAUCCUCGAUGCAGAGAACGUCAAUAAAGUCGUAUCAGUCGGACACGAUUUUGGCGCAAUCAUCGCGCAGAGGCUCUACAUUCAUCACCCACACAGGGUUGAAGGACUAAUCUUGCUGAGCCUCGGUUAUGUACUGCCGUCUGCCAGCCCGCCAAACUUGGAGAAGGCCAAUGCACAGUUUGAGGCAGCUUUCGGAUACCUUGCGUUUGCAUACCACGAGUUUCUCCUCUCCGAUGAUGCACCAGCACUCCUCAGAGCAAAUGUAGACCGCUUUUACUACGCCAUGCAUGGUGCACCUCGCGACUGGAUGAAGCAAAUAUGGUGCACGAGAGGGGCAAUGACCAAGUGGUUGCGUGAUCGAGACUGGCAGGUCGAGCUCCGCAGCUACGCCCAAGACCCAGCACUCCGACGGACUUUUGAGGAGCGAUUCCAGCGGGACGGCUUUGAAGGUCCGCUAUGCUACUACAAAGCGAUGUAUUCCAGCAUGCAGUAUGAUACCACCAAGGAUCUCGACAAGGAUAGGUUUGUCGUUCGGGUGCCCACUUGCCACGUUACUUGCACCCAGGAUCCUAUUUGUAGGCCAGAGCUCUCAAUAGCAGCCAAAAAUGGUGGUUUCUUGCCGGACUUGGAGGAACACACCGUUGAUAGUGGCCACUGGAUCCCACUGGAGAAACCUGAAGGGGUAGCUAAGUUGAUGGACUCAUUUUUGCAGAGAAGGUUUCUGGCCUGA